UUUCUUUGAUAAGAAUAAUGAAGUGACAGGUUUCAAGUUGAAGGCGUUUGUGGAUUUCUCAGCCGUGUUCUUUGUAAACCACGCACUGAUGCAAAGGUAAAGGGGGCGCGGCUGAAAUCUCUCCCUGACUUAAAUCUAAGGCCGAAACGCUGAUGAAAACUCGAAAGCCAAUAGCAAGGGCAUCCUCUUCAACUUCGUUUUCUCUUCCUUCCUCGUCGUUUUCCGAUAUGCCGCGAAAAUCCUCCCUUUUCAAACAUACCCUUAUCGCCACCGUCUUCUUCCUCUUCGUUAUCUACGCCUUCUUCUCCACUUUCUUCAACUCUCCCUCCGACUCUUCUUCUUCUUCUUCUUCUUCUUUCAUUGAACUUGAUCGUGUUUUUUCCCUAGAAAAUCCCAAUGAUUUUCCCCAGAGAGUCAAGGUUUUUAUGUAUGAUCUCCCUCACAAGUUCACCUACGGAAUCAUCCAACAGCAUUCCCUCGCGCGUGGUGGAUCCGUCGUCUCCGAUGUCACCACCCUCAAAUACCCCGGUCACCAGCACAUGCACGAGUGGUUCCUCUUCUCCGACCUCUCCAAGCCCCAAUCCGACCGCCUCGGAUCCCCCGUGAUUAGAGUCACCGACCCGGAGGAAGCCGACCUUUUCUACGUCCCUGUUUUCUCUUCCUUGAGCUUGAUUGUUAACGCGGGUCGGCCUCCCGGUUCUGGGUCGGAUUACAGCGACGAGGAAAUGCAGAACCAGCUGGUGGAUUGGCUCAAGGGACAGGAGUAUUGGAAGAGGAAUAACGGGUGGGAUCACGUGAUUAUUGCCGGGGAUCCCAACGCGCUCUAUCGGGGCGUGGAUCAUGUCAAGAAUGCCGUGUUGUUGGUUUCGGAUUUUGGGCGGUUGAGGCCAGAUCAAGGGUCAUUGGUGAAGGAUGUCAUAAUUCCUUAUUCGCAUCGGAUCAGUGCUUAUACAGGAGAUUUUGGAGUGAAAGACAGGAAGACCUUGCUAUUUUUCAUGGGAAAUCGGUACAGAAAAGAGGGAGGCAAAAUUCGUGAUUUGUUUUUCCAAAUACUUGUAAACGAGGAAGAUGUUGUAAUUAAACAUGGAACACAGUCCAGAGAGAAUAGAAGAGCAGCAUCCCGUGGGAUGCACACAUCAAAGUUCUGUUUGAAUCCUGCAGGAGAUACUCCAUCAGCUUGCAGACUCUUUGAUUCCAUAGUUAGCUUGUGUGUCCCUGUAAUUAUCAGUGAUAGCAUUGAGUUGCCAUUUGAAGAUAUUAUAGACUACAGAAAGUUUUCUGUAUUUGUCGAAACUACAACUGCCCUAAAACCAGGGUAUCUUGUUUCACUGCUGAGAAAAGUACCUGAAGAGCAAAUAAUUGAAUAUCAGAAAGCAAUGAAAGAGGUGAGGCGGUACUAUGAUUAUACUCAUCCAAAUGGAACGGUUAAUGAAAUAUGGCGACAAGUCUCACAAAAGCUGCCUGUGAUCAAACUUAUGAUUAAUCGUGACAAGCGACUCGUUAAGAGGCAGUUGACUGAACCCGAUUGCUCUUGUCUUUGUUCGAACCGGACAGGAAUUAUAAGCUCCUUGUGAUAACAUCAUGUUUUGAAAGUUCAUUUCAUCUAUCAAAUGUAUGUCCUAGCAAAAACUGACUUAGAAG
Messenger RNA from Hibiscus syriacus, 1641 nucleotides. Its product is annotated as probable arabinosyltransferase ARAD1. Bases 153 to 1574 code for a protein of 473 amino acids. The transcript is spliced from 3 exons. Gene Ontology annotation, molecular function: glycosyltransferase activity. NCBI's taxonomy places the organism in Eukaryota, Viridiplantae, Streptophyta, Magnoliopsida, Malvales, Malvaceae. The record is from RefSeq and is a predicted model, not a curated record.